Molecule: messenger RNA, 987 nt
Organism: Eurytemora carolleeae
Lineage: Eukaryota; Metazoa; Arthropoda; Copepoda; Calanoida; Temoridae
Exons: 2
Coding region: 70-981 (303 amino acids)
Source: RefSeq, a predicted model, not a curated record
GCAACACCUACUUAAACCCUGUGUUGCGAAGAUUCACCAUCAGUAGAAAAUAUACUUGGGCAUCUAAACAUGAAGGGCUUGACACUCCUCUUACUCGUUGGAGCCGCAGCAGCCGACUUUGUCGGGCAUGACCACGGAAACCAGCUUGCCCGGGCCGGUAGACAGGAAGGAGCCAUCCAGGGUGGGAUUGAUUUCUCCGGGUGUGUCCAAGAUGCUGAGACUGGACUCUGCUGUGUGGAGAAGGAGGAAACUGUUCAGACCUUGAAGAAGGAUCCAAUCCUAGAGUGCACACACAAGAACACUGAGCAGUGCCACUAUACAUAUGUCACCAAGUUCGUCCCAUCUCAGGAGGAAGUUUGCGAGGAAAACUUCGAGAAGACAUGUCAGAUCACCUUCAAGCAACAAGCUUUCAACGAGACCGUGGAGAAGUGUUAUAAACCUUCUAUCAAGGAAUGUAACGGCCAGGGAGAAGAAAUCUGCCAAACUGUUUAUGAAUCUGCUUGCACAACCAAGUAUGUUGAGAAGCAGCCUGGUAAGUUUGUUGCUGACACUAGCUGUGAGAAGCUUCCUGUAGAGAUCUGUGGUGCUGGAUGUGUAUUUACUGAAGGUGAGGAGGAAUGCCACAACAAGGUUAUCACAUCCAUCGUUGAUGUCCCCGAGGAGGUGUGUGACCUCAACCCCCAGAAGAUCUGCAAGUAUAUCACCAAGCUUGUUCCUCGUCUAGCCCCUGAGCAUCAGUGUACUAUUGUACCUAAGGAGACCUGUCAUCUCAAGUUUACCGCCCCUGUUCCCGUAGACAAACCUCUUCUCACCAAGUGGUGUUUGGACCCUACCCCUGCUGCCCCUGGAGAGUCAUAUGAUGAAAUUGACGCACGCGCCCCAGUCAUUGGAGCAGAAUCCGUUCUCAGCCAGGUUGCUGUGCGUGCACCUGCCCAGUACCAAGCAGCACCUGCAGAAUACGCGCCCUUUGCCAGAUUCUAGAUUCUA